Molecule: messenger RNA, 2052 nt
Organism: Aspergillus tanneri
Lineage: Eukaryota; Fungi; Ascomycota; Eurotiomycetes; Eurotiales; Aspergillaceae
Product: LCCL domain-containing protein
Exons: 2
Coding region: 1-2052 (683 amino acids)
Source: RefSeq, a predicted model, not a curated record
AUGCUUGGUGAAGGUCCUGAGGAUGGUUCUCGCAUAUACAUCCCGCCGUUUCAAGACGACGACGACGAUCAUCCCGACGGUUCAGAUAUCCUGUGUCCCGAGGAUGAAGAGACUGGCGUCACUUAUCUCCCCGUCUGGCUACGGGAAUCUUCCAAAUCCUUUCGCUGGAGCUGGGUGCCUCUACCGCUUCGGAAGGCCGGUCGGGCAACUGCAAAUUGGGUGAAAGGCCCCAAACCGCCGCACGAGCUACUGUUGAAACCCUUGUUCCCUCGCUUCCAAGCGCUUCCGGUCCGGUACCUAGAACAACUCUCCCCGAAAGGAAAGCACAAGAUUGCCUUGCUUUCCCUGCUGUAUUUUGUUUGGUUCCUGCCUUGGAUAAUUGUUUUGCUGCAUGCCCGUUCAGCUGGCUAUAUAGAAGGUUAUGGACGUCCGCAGACCCUUUCGUGUUCUACAAGACUUUGGGACUUUGGAAAUGGGUGUGGACUCAAUGGAAACGAUUGCCGCCCGUUUUCAGCUUCGACGAUUCCCUUCCGCUGUCCGGCGAACUGCCGAGAUGCUAAGCUGUUGGAGCCCCACACGGUUGGUAACCUCACGUACAGUUACCAGGGCCUUGUGGUUGGAGGACCGCAGUCGGAGUUGGAUGAUUCCGCCAUCUAUCGGGCAGACAGCUUUGUAUGCCAGGCUGCCAUACAUUCGGGGGCUAUCACGAAUACCGUCGGAGGUUGCGGCGUUCUGCAAUUAGAAGGUGCAACGCAUUCAUUUGCCGCAUCGAAGCGUAACGGCAUCCAGUCGGUCGAGUUCCCGGCAACAUUCCCUAAGUCGUUCAGUUUUGUUUCAAUGUCAUCAUCGCAGGAGACUUGCCCUAAUGACCCCCGGUGGCCGCUGUUCGGCAUUACCGUUGGUUCACUUGCCGUCUUGUGGCUUUUCUGCACCUCCCCACCGGUUUUGUUCUUCAGCGCAUUCUUUAUGACCUUUUGUCAGGUGGGAUUGGUAUCUGACCCGCCAGCGUACCCUCACUUCGCCGAUGUCGUUUCCAGCCUACUUUCCCGGCUGCUGCCUGCGUCAUUUAUGGCCUACGUUUUAUUCAAAUACUGCGCACGGCCGUUGCUAAGCCCACUUUCUGCUCCGGAGUACCAGCUGACAAGAGCCUUCCUCUAUCUGCCCCCGCUGUUUGUCGGCGCUUUGAACAACUACACCUUUGCUCGGUUGAUCCCACUUGAACGCCUCACUCCUCAUGAUAUUCAGAAACAGCCCGGGGCUAAAGUAGCGCUGGCGCUAGUGAUUCCGACAGUGCUCUGUAUCAUUCUUAGCCAGGCCUGGCAGAUCCGCCAAGGUGGAUUGAUGCCACACUAUUUGAAGAUAUAUUGCACAAUGGGCCUGAUCCUUUUGAUUCUGCUUCCACUACCUGGCCUCCGUCUGCGGAUCCAUCACUAUAUUCUUGCGAUCCUUCUUAUGCCCGGAACCGCCUUGCCGACACGGCCAUCGUUGAUCUACCAAGGUUUGCUUCUAGGUCUCUUUAUUAACGGCGUGGCUCGAUGGGGAUUUGCUUCGAUCAUCGAGACUCCCGCCGCCCUGGGCGAGCAAGCUCCGUACGGCUGGUGGGGAGGAACGUACCCCGACGUCACGAACUCGUCCGUGCAGAUUUCUCUGCCCGACAGGGGUUCUGGCGAAGCCUACCAUGGCAAUGGCAACAUCACCUUCUCGCUUUGGGAGCGGCAACGCAUGUCCGAUCUCGGUGUGGAUGGAGUCUCCGUCCUGGUCAAUGACGUAGAACGCUGGCGUGGAUACUUAGACGAGGACGAGCUCGGUGAAUUUACUUGGCAUCGACAUGGCCACAGUGGCCUAGAACUACGGCACCGUCCCACAAUCGAGAGCGACGAUCUAUCCAACAUGAUAGAGUCCGAGGAUAACGGCGGCGACGAGGACAAUAAGCCCGAAGACCUCUUUUUCCGCUUUGCCUUCAUGAAGGGAGCCGAGGCAGGUAUGUACAGCGGUGCUGGGGUAUGGCUGCAAGAGGGCGAGUGGAUUUCGCCGCUUUCUCCGAAGAAAUAG